Fusarium odoratissimum NRRL 54006 is the source of this 2883-nucleotide messenger RNA. RefSeq lists its product as uncharacterized. Gene Ontology annotation, molecular function: ATP-dependent protein folding chaperone; ATP binding. Gene Ontology annotation, cellular component: nucleus; cytosol. The record is from RefSeq and is a predicted model, not a curated record. The coding region runs from base 339 to 2030 and encodes 563 amino acids. The transcript has 3 exons. Gene Ontology annotation, biological process: protein folding. Lineage: Eukaryota; Fungi; Ascomycota; Sordariomycetes; Hypocreales; Nectriaceae.
AGGACCUUAAUGCUUCGAAAUGUAACAGUUAAAAGCUGCAAUCCCGAUGCGACAACUUCAAAACCAUGAGCAAAGGCGGCAUGUGGGGAACUGAUAACGAUAACGCGAGUACGUACCAGUGGCCGAUCAAGAAAAAUGUGGGCGAUGCAAUUAGCGGGCAGUUUUUUUUUCCAAUCUCUGAGGGAAAAGAAAGUAAACCCCACUAACAUCCAUCACCAACUCGCCCUCCAAAAUCUUGACACCUUGGAACCUCUUCGCUUCAACUCAACAGAGGCACAGGGUCUUUACUUUCUCUUUCUUUCUAUACGAACUCACAAAACUCUCUUCCGACCGACCUAAUGAGUGACAACGCUGGAGCCAAGGGCCCUGAGCCUGGCGAUCGAGUUGCCAUUGGUAUUACCUUUGGUAACUCCAACAGUUCCAUUGCCUAUACUGUUGACGACAAGGCCGAGGUUAUUGCCAACGAGGAUGGAGACCGACAAAUUCCCACCGUUCUGUCUUACGUUGACGGCGAUGAGUACUACGGUGGACAGGCCAAGAACUUCCUCGUUCGCAACCCCGAUAACACCAUCGCCAACUUCCGAGACUUCCUCGGCCAAGAAUUCAAGUCCAUCGACCCUACCCACUCUCACGCCUCCGCCCACCCCAAGGAUGUUUCCGGUACCGUUGCUUUCUCCAUCAAAGACAAGAGCGAGGAAGAGACUUCGACCGUUUCUGUUUCAGAGGCCACUACUCGAUACCUGCGACGGCUUGUGGGUUCUGCUUCCGACUACCUGGGCAAGAAGGUCACAUCCGCCGUUGUUACCGUCCCCACAAACUUCACCGAGAAGCAGCGAGAGGCUCUAAUCAAGGCCGCCAACGACGCCGACAUCGAGAUCCUUCAGCUUAUUUCUGACCCUGUCGCCGCUGUUCUGGCUUACGAUGCCCGUCCUGAGGCCAAGAUCGAGGAUAAGAUUAUUGUUGUCGCUGACCUUGGUGGCACUCGCUCGGAUGUUGCCGUUAUCGCUUCGCGAGGUGGUCUUUACACUAUCCUCGCCACUGCUCACGAUUACGAAUUUGCUGGUGUUCAUUUGGAUAAUGCCCUUAUGGACCACUUUGCCAAGGAGUUCCAAAAGAAGCACAACAUCGACCCCCGAAACAACACUCGCAGUCUUGCUAAGCUUCGACUUGAGUCUGAGGCUACCAAGCGAGCUCUGAGUCUGGGAAGCAACGCUCAAUUCAGCGUCGAGAGCUUGGCGGAUGGUUUCGAUUUCUCUGUUACUAUCAACAGGAUACGAUACGAGAUGGUUGCCCGCAAGGUUUUCGAGGGCUUCAACCGACUCAUCGAGGGUGUUGUCAAGAAGGCCGGCCUCGAUGUUCUUGACAUUGACGAGGUUAUUCUGUCAGGAGGUACUGCCCACACCCCUCGUAUCGCUAACAACCUCCGUGGUAUCUUCCCUGAGACUACUGAGAUUCAGGCUCCCGCCACGAGCGUGUCCGCCAUCAACCCUUCUGAGCUCCUUGCUCGUGGCGCUGCACUCCAGGCCUCUUUGAUCCAGGAGUACGAGGCCGCCGAUAUCGAGCAGUCCACUCACCCUGCUGUCACCACCGUCAAACACAUCUCCAACUCUAUUGGUGUGAUCACCGUGGGUGCUGACGGCGAGGAUGUCUUCACCCCCAUCAUCGCCCCUGAGACCGCCGCCCCUGCCCGUCGCACUAUCCAUAUUCCUGCCCCUAAGGAAGGUGGCGAUGUUCUUAUUAAGAUUGUUGAGGGUAACACUCACAUCAACGUCACCAAGCCUGAGCCUAAGGCUAAGGAGGAGAAUGGAGAUAAGGAUGAGGACGACUCCGAUUUUGAUGAUUCUGAUGAAGAGGAAGAGGAGACUCGGGAGAAGAUCUGGAAGAUCGGCAACCCUCUUGCCGAGGCCGCCAUCAAGGGCGUCAAGGCUGGUGGCAAGGUCGAAGUCACGAUCAACGUUCUAGCCGAUCUAGGCGUUACCGUCACAGCCCGAGAAGUUGGCGGCAAGGGUGGUGUGCGAGGAAACAUCUAAGUCUGGAAAUGCUGGACUCAAGCAGGAACUUUGAUUGAAAAGCCGCAAUGAUUUUAUGAGUAGGUUUAUAAGGGGGGUUGGUAUGCAAAAAGCACGGGUUUAUUGGUAGAUUCUAGAGGACACAAUAGAGGGUUGUCAGGGAUGAAUUGAAUAAAGACUUUCAACAUUUAAAGAAGCAUGUCGAAUCAAUUCGGUGGAAGCCAUUCAGGAAACAUUAUUAAGCAAUUAAAUACUCGAGCCGCCUCUUCGGGGCCGUGAACAUGCUCAGUUUCGACUUCUAAAUUAUGCCCUUCACAUUACCUGGUUCCCAUCACCUGGUAAUCGCCAAGCAAUGAGGUCGUUUCGCAUAUCAUCCUCUCUGACCUCGCGAGUUCCCUUAUAACUCACUUCGCGCAUUGGGUCGCUAUCAAGUGUCAUAGUAGACGUCAUGCUCGCCAUACUACGCGCGUGGUCGAGGUGGUGCUCAUGGAUGCGUACGCCUUUGCGUCGGUUCGACGGAGUAACUGUAACUGUCGAGAAGCUCUUAUCACUCGAGUUACUUGGUGUGCGGCGAUGUGAGGAGCCAGCUGGGCCGUUAUUCUGGUGAUUGUGCGAAGGUGAGGCAGUUCUGUUUGAGUGGUGAUGAUGAUGGUGAUGAGGGUGAAGGAGGUUGUGAGUUAUACGGCGAGUAUCGCGGGCUCGGAUGGUAUCACGUGGACCCAUAUCGUCGUCGUCGUCUUCUCCAUCAGUGACAGGCGAAGCAUUAUGAGGUUUGGUUUUCCAGCCGUUACCUCCGUUGAAAAUGUCCUCAAUGACUUCUUCUGCAGAGUGCUCAUUUGGUUGCCGACUCCACGAAGCAGCGAGAACGCUUCGG